UCCCCUGCAAAACACCACCUCUCCCUACUCUCUUUUCAGUUUUCACUCACAAUCUGAUCUCUUUAGUUAUUCUCCAUCUUCUUCUUAUACUUCUACUUCUUCACUCAUCCUUCUAAUUGUAUUAUCAUCUCCAAGGGAAAGCAUACAAAAGUUAAAGUAGGGGUGAGCUCUUUUUUUCGUUUUGAAAGUGCAACUAUUAAAAUCUAGUGAGAGAGGGCAGUCCUUUAUAUUCCUAGGACAUAUAUAUAUAUACAGAGAGAGAGAGAGAUGAAGGAGAGUGGGAGGAAGCAGGGAGUAGCAUCACCAUGCGCAGCAUGCAAGCUUUUGAGGAGAAGGUGUGCCCAAGACUGUGUAUUUGCUCCUUAUUUUCCUGCAGGUGAGCCCCAGAAGUUCGCUAAUGUGCACAGGGUGUUUGGUGCUAGCAAUGUCAACAAGAUGCUCCAGGAACUACCGGUGCAUCAACGGGGCGACGCGGUUAGUAGCAUGGUGUAUGAGGCCAACGCCAGAGUACGUGACCCGGUUUACGGGUGUGUCGGAGCCAUAUCAGUACUACAACAACAAAUAGACACCCUUCAAACUCAAUUGGCCCUAGCACAGGCAGAGGUGGUGCACCUCCAGGUGAGGCAGACCACAUCGUUUCCACAUCGUGGGUUCGGCACUGGAAGCCCAAGUAACAGCGGGUCACCCUCAUCCAGGUUCAUGGGUUCACAAGAUAAGACCAGUUUUGACAUAAAUAUGAUAGUUGACCAGGGUAGCUUGGGAGAGUCAAUGUGGUCAUGCUAGCUUAAUUAUACCACAUACAUAUAUGCUACAUUUUUGUCACCCUAUGCUUAGUUUCCCUCUUAUUAUUAUCCCUACAUCAUUUUAUAUACAGCAAUGACAAAAAGAGAGGCGGUGGUGAUAGUGGUGGCGCCGCGGUGACCACGGUGGUUGUUAGGGUAUUUAGCUU
This is a messenger RNA of Hibiscus syriacus, 949 nucleotides long. RefSeq names its product LOB domain-containing protein 4-like. Bases 268 to 783 code for a protein of 171 amino acids. The transcript has 2 exons. Lineage: Eukaryota; Viridiplantae; Streptophyta; Magnoliopsida; Malvales; Malvaceae. The record is from RefSeq and is a predicted model, not a curated record.